Molecule: messenger RNA, 1528 nt
Organism: Punica granatum (pomegranate)
Lineage: Eukaryota; Viridiplantae; Streptophyta; Magnoliopsida; Myrtales; Lythraceae
Source: RefSeq, a predicted model, not a curated record
AGAAACUCGAAGCCUGAUGUUCUAUAUUUGCUCAGAAAAACAUUCUGACAAAGUCAGAAGAAGACGGAAAGAAAACGCGGUAAAGAUGGGCAAGAUGGCCAUGGAGUCGAGCUUUAUGGUGUUCGUGUGUUUGAUUUACUGUGUUUCUUCUUCUCUGACCCAAGCCCAAGUCUUCGAUGUGACAAAGUAUGGUGCAAAGGCUGAUGGGUCUACUGAUAUGGCCCAGGCUAUGAAAACUGCAUGGACCGAGGCAUGCGCAUCGCCUAGCCCAAGCACGAUUUUGAUCCCCCGUGGGACAUUCUUGAUGAGCCAGGUUUCGCUUGGAGGUCCGUGCAAGAGCUCGAUGGCAGUACAACUGCAGGGCACGGUAAAGGCCCCGGCUGACCCAGCCCAGACGAAGGGCGACAGCUGGAUCGUCAUCCGCAAUAUCAACGGGUUCAAACUCAAUGGUGGCGGCACCUUUGAUGGCCAGGGCAAGAUCGCCUGGACCAAGAACGAUUGCCACCUGAAAAAGAAGUGCACCAAUCUUCCUAUUAAUCUGAGGUUCGACUUUGUCACCAACGCCUUAAUCCAAGACAUAACAACCUUGGACAGCAAGCAAUUCCACGUGAAUGUCUUGGGCUGCAAGAACAUAACUUUCCAGCAUGUCACGGUGACUGCGCCAGGAGAUAGCCCCAACACCGAUGGAAUCCACAUUGGUCGAUCCAACGGGGUCACCAUUGUGGACUCUAUCAUCCAGACCGGGGAUGACUGCGUCUCAAUCGGGGAUGGGAGCCAGCAGAUCAACAUCACCGGUGUGACCUGCGGGCCAGGCCAUGGAAUUAGUGUUGGCAGCCUUGGGAAGUGGAAGAAUGAGGAGCCCGUGGUUGGCAUCUUUGUCAAGAACUGCACGAUCACUGGCACCAUGAAUGGCGUCCGUAUCAAGACCUGGCCUGCCUCCCCUGCUGGGAUUGCCACCGACAUGCACUUCGAGGAUAUCAUCAUGAACGACGUUGGCAAUCCCGUGCUGAUUGACCAAGAAUACUGCCCGUGGAACCAGUGCACUGACGGGGUGCCAUCACGAGUUAAGGUCAGCAAAGUCAGCUUCAAGAACAUCAGGGGAACAUCGUCAACGCAGGUCGCAGUGCAGCUAUCUUGCAGCAAGGCUCUCCCGUGCGAGGAAGUAGAGCUUGCCGACAUCGACCUCACUUUCCAUGCAACCAAUGGGACUGCAACUUCCGUGUGUGACAAUAUCAAGCCCGUGAUCUCGGGGACCCAGAACCCACCAAUUUGCAGCACCACCAGCACUGCCCAACCGGCCUAACCUUACAAUGGAUUUUCCAGCUCAGUGACAUCGUAGAUCAAGACUUGGCUUCUCAGCAUGUAAAAAACAUGGAUAUAAGUGCAAUUAUCAAAAUAAUAAUAAUAAUAAUAAUAAUUGUACAUAAUUAUUUUUGCCCAAGUUAUAUAUAAAAAGAUUGGGGAAAAAGAAUUUUUUGUACAGUGUAGAAACAAAUCCUGAAUAACAAAGUAUUAUUGUUUCUUUUUA